This is a messenger RNA of Brassica oleracea var. oleracea, 1169 nucleotides long. RefSeq names its product MATH domain and coiled-coil domain-containing protein At2g42460-like. The record is from RefSeq and is a predicted model, not a curated record. NCBI's taxonomy places the organism in Eukaryota, Viridiplantae, Streptophyta, Magnoliopsida, Brassicales, Brassicaceae. Bases 144 to 1055 code for a protein of 303 amino acids. The transcript is spliced from 5 exons. Gene Ontology annotation, molecular function: protein binding.
CUAACGCCGUUCACUUUUCACUUUUCAGUUUUCACUUUCCAACCAACCAGAAGAAGAAGAAGAUAAACUCUCUGAAAUUCUAAAAAUCGAAAUUUCCAAGUGAAGAGUUGGUGGCGUGGUUCCGAGAUCCGACGUCAUCAUAGAUGGAGAAGGCAUUGAGUUGGGAGAUAGAUGACUUCUCCAAGGGGAAAAAUUGGAUAAAGUCUGAUAACUUCUCAAGUGGUGGCUGCGAAUGGUAUGCUAAGGUGUAUCCCAAGGGAUCCUGUUGCUCUGAUCACUUGUCUCUGUUCCUUUACGUUGUGAAUCCUAAUUCAUUGAGACCUGGAUGGAAAAGGAGAGCUAUUUGUAGCUUCUUUUUGUUGAAUCAAUCCGGCCAAAUUCUAUUCAGAUCACCAGAAGAAAGCAAAUGCCGUUUGUUCUGCGCUGAGGUCCCAAGCUGGGGUUUCCCGAAGGCGUUGCCUCUUACCAAGCUAGGGUUCCUGGAAAAGGACAAACUAACCGUUGAAGUCUACAUCAAAGUAGUUGAAGUUGUUCAUCAAGGAAAAUCAACUGAGAAUGAUAUAAUAGAUUUCCAUGGUUUCCAGAUCUCUGCUUGUCAAGUUUUCCCAGUGGCCAAUACUGUCUUUCAGGACCCACACUAUGUAAUAGAUUUCAAACCUGAGAACCAAUGGGUCCAAACAAAGUACAUGUAUCUCCUUGGCCUCGUCGAGACACUGAGCAAGCCUCCACAGAGCUUGUCUGCGACAGAACUAAGCAAUGCUCAAAGAGAUUUGACUGCGCUGAAGGAGUCACGCUUCAAGAUUGACUGGUUAAAUUCAAAGCUCGAGGAGGUUUCCUUGGAGUGGAAGAAAGCAGCACAUUCUUCUGAUGGAUCUUCUGGGAUCCAUCAACUAGAGGAACGGGUCGAGAAUGUGGAAUUGUCUUUGUCAGAUGUCAUAGUUGAACUAGAAAAGGUGAAGAUUAAAUCUGCUGGUGCUCAAGUUUCUUCGUUUCAGUCUAUAGAUUUUCUUAUAAAGAGAUUCUUUCUCUCUUGCUUCUCAUUCUCAAAAUCCUAACUGAUGUAGCUCUUAUAGACAGAGCUUUGAGGAGUUCUCAUCCAAACCAAAAAAAAAAAAUCGUUUAAUGUUCUCUGUUUCAGUUCUUAUCAAGCUAAGUUUGAUUUCGUAUUC